Molecule: messenger RNA, 468 nt
Organism: Symbiodinium sp. CCMP2456
Lineage: Eukaryota; Dinophyceae; Suessiales; Symbiodiniaceae
Source: the annotation of a GenBank genome assembly
GCGGUGUCCAACUUCGUCCUUGGAUUCCUGGGGAUGUAUGGCACGACAGGCUAUGGGGAGGACAGCAAGCCGUCCUCCCAUCUGGUGGGCGUCGUGCUUGCAGCCAUGGUCCUCUGCUUCAUUGCAAGCUUUGCGAGCACGUGGGGCCCGACUGUCUGGGUCUACUGCGCAGAGAUGUUCCCGUUGCGUCAUCGGGCUCGCUGCGUGGGAGUGACAACGAUGACGAAUUGGGUGGGGAACUUCCUCAUUGCCCAGUUUUCGCCCAUCUUGUUGUCCUCUAUCGGGUUUGGGACCUUCCUCCUCUUUGGCGGCUUUUGCAUCGUCGCGCUGCUCUUGGGGCUCUGGCUCCCCGAGACAAGGGGGGUGCCACUUGAACAGAUUGGCACCUGCUUUGAUGAGCGCUUCGGAUUGCUGGAGGGCAAAGCAGCAGACACGGAGAGCUAUGGGACGAUUUCGAAGAGGAUGUAG